Cuculus canorus (common cuckoo) is the source of this 4058-nucleotide messenger RNA. It is a transcript of the gene CTBP2, whose product is annotated as C-terminal binding protein 2. The coding region runs from base 321 to 3296 and encodes 991 amino acids. NCBI's taxonomy places the organism in Eukaryota, Metazoa, Chordata, Aves, Cuculiformes, Cuculidae. Gene Ontology annotation, molecular function: transcription corepressor activity; NAD binding; oxidoreductase activity, acting on the CH-OH group of donors, NAD or NADP as acceptor. The transcript is spliced from 9 exons. The record is from RefSeq and is a predicted model, not a curated record.
CCAGCGGCAGAGGAUAAAGCAUCUGGGCUGAGCGCGGCCGCCCUCUUCUGCGGCUGCAAAGCGCAGGAAGGGUCUCUCCGUCCGCUGACCUGGAGCGAGAGCGGGUGGCGGCGGCCACUGCAUGCUUUUUGCCUGCUAAGGUUUCGAAGAAUUAAUAAUUCAGGCAACAAUUUGAAAGUUGAAACCAUCGGUCGGUGCUUUCUGAAGUCCCAGGAGGGCUCAGGCAGAGCACGAUCUGGUUUUGAUGCACAUCAGAGAAGCGCUGAGAAGGAAGGCGCCUCCUCUUCUCCAUUUCGGCGGGAGCAAGCGGCCUUGUAGUGAUGCCUAUCCCCAGCAAGCACCCCAACAUAGGUCGUUCGCAAAGCUGGGAUGCUGCCGGCUGGUACGAAGGCAACUGGGAGAGCGAGAACGCCUUCGAGUACCAGAGGCCACCGGGUCGGAGGAGCUCCCUGACCUAUGGAGGUGAGGGCGGCUGGUAUGAGCCACAGCGAGCGAACGAUAUCAUCUUGCAGGGCGGCGCAGAGCUGAAGCAAGAGGCGUACCCGUACCAGGAUGCCACCUUCCCUCCAGCACCCCUCAGGAAAGGCUCAGUCCCUGAUUUCACCUACUACGACCGGCAGGCAGCCAUGGCGGGACGGGGCUCCCUGCCACCCCAGGAUUACUACAGCGACCCGUCUCUGUCAGCUAGAUCGCCCAAGGACCCUCGCUACUACCGCGACCAUGUGGUGGGCAGGUCACCGGCAAGCUAUGGGGCUCCCGGUAGCCGGCUGUCCUGGGACCAAGCCCCUGGGCGCUCACCCACCGUGCCAGAGGCUGCUCGCCUCUACCGGGACCCCAAGUUGGCUUUGGACGGGCAGCGGAUGCGUGGCAGAGAUGUCUCCAUGCCACGGUACGGUGUGGAGCCCACUGCCCCACGGUACGCAGCAGAGCCGCCCACCUUCCCCGGCAGGCAGGCGUACAGCGAUGGCGCGGAGCGACCCCCUGAGCCGACGGGGGGCAGGCAGGCAGCCCCCACCUGCCUGGUGGUGGAUCCCAUUGGCAGCGCUGGCAGCGGCUAUGGGCCAGGACGGGAGAGCAGUGGUGCCAAGGGCCCCUAUGACAGCUACGAGGCAGCAGUGGUGACCCCUUCCCACCCGCCGGUGCCCCCCGCUUUCCCUGGAGUGGAGGGAAAGAGGAGCUUCGACCCUGAGUUCGUGGCGCUGCUGCGCGCGGAGGGUGUCUCAGAAAGCACCUUUGCCGCCCUGAUGCAGCAGGGCUUUGACUCCCCAAACCUACUGGCUAUGAUGGAGGAGAACGACAUCAAGUCUGUGGCUCCAAACCUGGGGCAGGCGCGUGUGCUGUCCCGCAUCGCCCACAACUACAAGGCAGAAAUGCAGCUGCAGAGGCAGCAGCGGAGCAGCGGAGCACUACGCCCCCGCACUCGCUCCAACAGCUUCAGCCACCGCAGCGAGCUGCCGAGCGACUAUGGGAUAUCCCUCGGCUCAGGACCCACUGCAGAUGGCCCGGCUGCCCCACAGCCCCCACCUCCGCUGCAGCCGGUCUCCCCAAGGGCAGGGGAGAUGCAUCGCCGGCCAUCCAGUGCUCCAACUCAGCAUCUGUUGGAGACCACUGCCUACCCUGCCUCCGUGGUGGCUCCUCAGGGACCACACUUCCUCCCUGGUUCUGGAUACAACACCCCCCUGCCUUGCAACACGCACCCGCGUCCAGCCUCUGCCUACUCCACUCCAGUUGGCAUGCCCAUGACCACGACCAACCCUCACACCAGCCCCAAAACAGCCUACUCCACCACCUACACUGUCCCCAUGGAGCUUAUGAAGAGGGAGCGGACAACGGCAGCGUCGCCGGCACCCAGCCCACAUGGCAGCCCACAGCUCCUCCGCCGGCCGGGAGCACCGGGAGACGGCAGCCUGGCACCUACUGGACCCAGUUUUCCUGCCCAGCUCUCCCCAUACCCGAAGCUCAGCAGGCGCACAGGGCCCCCUGUCAUCGUCUCCACCAUGGCAUCACCUGAACCAAGUAUUCGCCCUCAAAUCAUGAACGGCCCCAUGCACCCCCGGCCCCUGGUGGCACUGCUGGACGGGAGAGACUGUACAGUGGAGAUGCCCAUUUUGAAGGACUUGGCGACGGUUGCAUUCUGUGACGCACAAUCAACUCAGGAGAUUCAUGAGAAGGUAUUAAAUGAAGCUGUUGGGGCAAUGAUGUACCACACCAUCACACUGACUCGAGAAGACCUAGAGAAGUUCAAGGCCCUACGGGUCAUUGUUCGAAUAGGCAGUGGCUAUGACAACAUCGACAUCAAAGCUGCGGGAGAGCUUGGGAUCGCCGUCUGCAACAUCCCCUCGGCUGCAGUGGAGGAGACGGCCGACUCCACCAUCUGCCACGUCCUCAACCUCUACCGGCGAAACACAUGGCUCUACCAGGCGCUGCGGGAAGGCACGCGGGUGCAGAGCGUGGAGCAGAUCCGGGAGGUGGCCUCCGGCGCUGCCCGCAUCAGGGGGGAGACGCUUGGCCUCAUCGGCUUCGGUCGCACUGCACAGGCAGUCGCAGUCCGAGCCAAGGCAUUCGGCUUCAACGUGAUAUUUUAUGAUCCAUACCUGCAGGAUGGGAUAGAGAGGUCCCUGGGAGUCCAACGGGUCUACACACUCCAGGACCUGCUCUAUCAGAGCGACUGUGUCUCGUUGCACUGUAACCUUAACGAACAUAACCAUCACCUCAUCAAUGACUUCACGAUUAAGCAGAUGAGGCAGGGAGCGUUCCUGGUGAACACAGCACGUGGAGGGCUGGUGGACGAGAAGGCCUUAACUCAAGCUCUCAAGGAGGGACGGAUACGAGGGGCUGCGCUUGAUGUGCAUGAGUCUGAACCAUUUAGUUUUGCUCAAGGCCCAUUGAAAGACGCUCCUAAUUUAAUCUGUACUCCGCACACGGCUUGGUACAGUGAGCAGGCAUCACUAGAGAUGAGAGAAGCUGCUGCUACUGAAAUACGGCGUGCGAUCACAGGACGCAUCCCAGAAAGCCUAAGGAACUGUGUGAAUAAGGAAUUCUUUGUCACAACAGCUCCAUGGUCAGUAAUAGAUCAGCAAGCAAUUCAUCCAGAGCUCAAUGGUGCCACAUACAGGUAUCCACCUGGGAUGGUCAGUGUCGCACCAGGAGGAAUUCCAGCAGCUAUGGAGGGCAUCAUUCCUGGAGGCAUCCCCGUUACUCACAAUCUUCCCACAGUGGCACAUCCUUCCCAAGCUCCAUCUCCUAACCAGCCCACAAAACACGGGGACAACAGGGAACAUCCCAACGAGCAAUAGCAGAUAAUUUAAAAAUCAUUCAAUAAACUUGGGACCAAGAGACAUUGGAAAAGAAGUUAUACGUGAACUAAAAAACAAUUUGAUACGAAAUUUGCAAUGUUGAUUUUGGACAGAUGCAUCAUUGAUGUUCCAGUGUUAACGACAAAGCGAUAGCAGUCAAGACUGGGGAGAAGCCCUCAAGAAGUCACCUGCUUACCGAAGAGCUGAAAACUAGGAUGUGAUUACAUUGAUGAUCAACUUCUGUUAUUGUGUGUUAAGUUUCCUUCAUUUGUGCAUCAAUCACAUGAAUAAAAAUAGAUUUUUUUUCCCUUCAAUUCCUUGGGAAGGACAGGGCUUCUGCACCUGUUUUCAAACCAUUGCAUUAAGCAAUCCUUUUGGAGUUAACAUAGAAAUGUAAGAGGAAACCAUUAUGUGGCUUCAGCCCUUUCCUUACUCUUGUAUCUGGUUACCUCUUCUAACGAGGGGCAUCAGUGCUGGCUUAGAAGAAAAGAAAAAACCAAACCCAAAUAAUAAUCCUUUUUGCAGUUUCACAGGGCCAGUGAUGUGUAACAGAAGUUCUCCUGCCAGGUUUAAGUUCUAGCCAUUCCAGCCAGGAUCCGUGGGAUGGGGAGGGCAGAAGGGGCUCCUGGCAAUGGCCACUGCCUUCCCAGGCUAAAGACAAAACAACCUGCCAGUCUCUUCUCUGCCUGAUACACUGAAUAAAGUAGCUGUGCAUUCACCUCUGCCCUGCAAUGAUGCAAGAAAAAAAGAUUUAAACAAAAA